Molecule: messenger RNA, 1327 nt
Organism: Quercus robur (English oak)
Lineage: Eukaryota; Viridiplantae; Streptophyta; Magnoliopsida; Fagales; Fagaceae
Product: SAGA-associated factor 11
Exons: 5
Coding region: 458-988 (176 amino acids)
Cellular component (GO): DUBm complex; SAGA-type complex
Source: RefSeq, a predicted model, not a curated record
ACACCUGCAAUUCUAAAAUCUAGUCAGCAAUUCCCACACGAAUAGCGAAAACUUGUAACCAAACAACAUUUUCGCUUUUGCCCAAAUCAAAAUCCCUAAAAUCUCCGUCGAAUUUUCCUUCGUCACCGUGAACCUCCUCCUCCUCCUCGAAGUUCCAGCAACAGCAUCUCUAUCUGAAACUACAGCACUCUGAUCCGUAAAAGUCUCGUACAAAUACCAUUCUCUCUCUAUCUGUCUCUCUCGCCGGAGUAGCUUCUCCUCCUGUGGAAAUCUCUUUCUUGCCUUGCCGGGUUUCGAAUGGCCCGUAGAGUGAUGAAGAAAGAGACAGAGUGAAGAGUAGAAGGGAUUUGUGGCAAAGGCUUUUACCUAAUGAUUUGGAUUUGUGAACUGUUUCUGGCUUUAACUGAAGUUCUUCGUGGGCAUCAUAUUGGAACUAGCAGCUCUGCUUUUAAGAAUCAUGUCAUUGCCUAAUGAGGACAAUAUCGCUUCUCAGCUUUCAUCUCACUUUUUCGGAGAUCUCCUUGAUUCCAUUAUUGUUGAUGUGGCAUCUGAAUGUCAUCGAAUAGCAAGGUUGGGUCUUGAUCGUAAUAUGGAAGAUGAAGAAGAAGAACUGAGGUUGUCAGCACAAGCCCGGGUAAGGGUAGCUGAUCCUAGUAAUAGUGGUGAAGCUAAUAGCAAGUAUGUGGUUGACAUAUUUGGACAGUCUCAUCCUUCUGUAGCCAGUGAAGUAUUUGAGUGCAUGAAUUGUGGUCGAUCUAUCGUGGCUGGGAGAUUUGCUCCUCAUUUGGAGAAGUGCAUGGGAAAGGGUAGAAAGGCUCGACCCAAGGUGACAAGAAGUAGCACAGCUGCACAGAACCGGUAUUCACGAGGCAGCCCUGUUUCCACAUAUUCUCCUUAUUCAAAUUCCACCAGCUCAAACCGGUUAUCAAAUGGAACAUCCGGUGUUGCAGGUGAGGAGUAUUCGAAUGGCACAUUUCAAGAGCCAUGAAGCAGAUGAAUUGCUAAGGCUUACUUCAAGAUAUAGUUGAACGGCCAAUACCAUAUACCUGGCUGAAAAAUAAUAUUUUAAUUUUUCUUUUGGUGGGAAACUGGGAAUGUAUGGCUGAACAAUUAAGACGAUUUUAUCAGUUUGUGCCCAGCGGCUUGUCAUCUGAAAGUCUGGUGAGUUCAUUGUUCUUUAGAUGUUUGGACUCGACAGUUGUGAAUGGGUUGGGGACCAAUAUUGUUGACACCCGGCUUGCGAAUGUAGUUUGAACUUCGAAUGGCAUCAAGAGUAAGAAAGGCAAAUGAAAAUUGUUAGCCUUAGUUUUAAGGGUUUUCUUUUCAA